CGCGACCAAAUAAAUUCACCAGCCGAUUCUCAGACUCGCGAUACGUACCAUUCCCACCACCGCCCGUCGACCUGGCUUCUCUCCCGUUUAGAUUCAAGGCCGGAGGCGACGCAAAAAUGCCUGGCGCUGUCGCGAGCCAUAGGCCGACCACCAAGGUCGCCAACAAGGCGUUCAAGUCGAAGAAGGCGACCAAGGGCGCCAUCCGAGACCUUUCCAAAGGCAAGGUGCCCACCGAGAAAGGGCUGCGCAAGACGCCGCACCAGCAAGUCAUGUCCAAAUUCGACCGCCGCAACCAGGCCCGCCAGCGACAGCUCAACAAGCAGCGCGAACACCAGAAGGAGAACUCGAUCUUCUCCGGACGAGACGCCGCCCCUCGCAAUGUCGCCGUUAUCCCCCUCUGCGAAGACUGCGAUGCCGCCGCCGCCGUCCAGUCCCUGAACCAGAGUCUGGAUAUUGAGGCAGAGAUCGGCCAGGGCCUUUCCAGGGUGCCCGUCGACCGGUUCAAGCAGAAGCUCGCCUACUUCCCCGUCAACCGCGAUCUGGCCGCCUGCAUGGACGCCGCGAGGGCUGCUGACUUCGUCGUGCUCGUCCUGUCUGCAGACGUUGAGGUUGACGACCUAGGGGAGCUCAUCCUGCGCAGCAUCGAAGGCCAGGGUCUGUCUACCCUCAUCACAACCGUACAGGGGCUGAACAAGAUCGAGCCUGUCAAGCAGAGGCUGUCCGUCGUCGACUCGCUUAAGUCCUACAUCAAGUAUUAUCACCCAGAGCAAGACAAGAUCUAUAGUCUGGACAACCGCCAGGAAUGUGCCAACCUUAUGCGCUCCAUCUGCAGCACCACGCCCAAGGGAGUGCGGUGGCGAGAUGAGCGCAGCUGGAUGCUGGUUGAGGACGUCCAAUUUCCCACCUCAGACGCGGUUGACGGCCUCACAGUCCUGACGGGAGUUGUCAGGGGUAAGGGCCUGAAAGCCGAUAGGCUCGUCCAGGUGGGCGACUGGGGGACUUUCCAGAUUGAAAAGAUCACUGCUGCGCCGCUCCCGACAAAGAAGAGCAAGCCAGAAGGUUCAAUGGCGGUUGAUGAAGCUUCAGCGCCCGAAGAGCCUCUCGACGUACCGAGCGAGGACAGAGACGACCUUGCCGAGUUCGCCCCUGAAGAGGUGAUGAUGAUGGAUGAAGACGGGGACGACGCCCAAACCUCAGUAUCGGCCCCGUCAAAAAAGGGUGUGCUGCUGGACGACCACCACUACUUUUCAGAUGACGAGGAGGGACAGGCACCACGGGCGAAGAAACUCCCAAAGGGAACCUCGGCAUAUCAGGCGGCCUGGUAUCUCGAUGACGGUGUUUCAGACUCGGGAUCCGACAUGGAGGAUUUCGACAUGACAGACGCCACACAGCCAGAGCGUACCCACGGCCCCGAGGACGGAAUCGAGGGCAUGGCCAUGGAUACUCAAACCGAGGGCGGUGCAUCCGAGUACCCACAGUCUGAGAUGUUCGUGGAGCCUAACGAGGACGAGGACGCGAAACAACUGGAGGCCUACCGGGCGAGCAAGCGAGACGAGGCUGAGGACGACAAGGAGUUUCCCGACGAGAUCGAACUGCAUCCCAACGUUCUGGCUAGGGAACGCCUUGCACGGUACAGGGGCCUCAAGAGUCUCAGGACAAGCACCUGGGAGGAGGAGGAGGACCGCGCGCACGAACCGGAGGAAUGGCAGCGACUCCUCCAAGUCCCCGACUACCAGGGAUCACGGUCUCGAUGCGCACGUGAGGCGCUGGUUGGCGGCGUGGCGCCUGGUACCCGUGUCUCGGUUCAUCUGAAGGGCGUGCCGGCCUCGGUCACGCAGAUGCACAGCGCCGCUAAGCCUGUUACCAUGUUCUCGUUGCUGAGGCACGAGAACAAGCAAACUGCUGUCAACUUCCUCAUCAACCUCAGCUCAGAGCACCCGACUUCCAUCAAGGCCAAGGAGGAGCUUAUCAUGCAAUGCGGCCCUCGGAGGCUUGUCAUCCGACCCCUUUUCUCAGAGGGCGGUAACACGCAAAACGACGUGCACAAGUACUCGCGAUUCUUACAUCCGGGUCAAUCCGCAGUCGCCACCUUCAUCGGACCGGUCAUCUGGGGGUCUGUGCCUGCCCUUUUCUACAAGAGACAGGUGCCCAGCGCCGACUCCAAGGAUGUAGAUGAUGCCUCCCUCCCACUCAAGUUGAUCGCAACAGGCACAGCGCUACCCCCAUCAACAUCACGCGUUGUGGCCAAGAGGGUCAUCUUAACAGGCCACCCCUACCACAUCCACAAGAAGAUUGUGACAAUCAGGUACAUGUUCUUCAAUCGCGAGGAUGUUGAGUGGUUCAAGGCCCUGCCGCUCUGGACCAGGCGUGGGCGAAGUGGCUUCAUCAAGGAGAGCCUGGGCACUCAUGGUUACUUCAAGGCGACAUUCGAUGGCAAGAUCAACCCGCAGGACAGCAUUGGCGUCAGUUUGUACAAGCGUGUAUGGCCACGCAAGUCGGAGCCCUUCCAAGGCUCUCUGCUUUCCCAGAAUGGCGCGAGCGCGGCACCAGGAGAGGAGGUCAUGGAGGACAUUGCAUGAUGUGAUCACGAGCUAACGUGGGAACGGCCGGGCUGGGAAUGGCGUUUGGGUGUUCUGUUUUAGGGAUGGGCCAGAGAAAAAAAAGAUAGGAAUCGGACUUGGCGAUGGCAGGACUACGUGCGUAGCAUGAUUUAUGAGGUCAAAACUGCCCAGGUGGAAGAAAUUUGCGCUUUGUGAAGUAGAGUACAAUGUCGUUAUAUACGA
This is a messenger RNA of Gaeumannomyces tritici R3-111a-1, 2783 nucleotides long. RefSeq names its product ribosome biogenesis protein TSR1. Gene Ontology annotation, molecular function: U3 snoRNA binding; GTP binding; GTPase activity. The coding region runs from base 117 to 2579 and encodes 820 amino acids. The transcript is spliced from 2 exons. The record is from RefSeq and is a predicted model, not a curated record. NCBI's taxonomy places the organism in Eukaryota, Fungi, Ascomycota, Sordariomycetes, Magnaporthales, Magnaporthaceae. Gene Ontology annotation, biological process: ribosome biogenesis; endonucleolytic cleavage of tricistronic rRNA transcript (SSU-rRNA, 5.8S rRNA, LSU-rRNA); maturation of SSU-rRNA from tricistronic rRNA transcript (SSU-rRNA, 5.8S rRNA, LSU-rRNA). Gene Ontology annotation, cellular component: nucleus; preribosome, small subunit precursor.